This is a messenger RNA of Penicillium egyptiacum, 1080 nucleotides long. Lineage: Eukaryota; Fungi; Ascomycota; Eurotiomycetes; Eurotiales; Aspergillaceae. The record is from the annotation of a GenBank genome assembly.
AUGGAUGAUGUCGAUUUGCGACAAGAAAUCCUCCAGCGGACUCUUAAAGAGGUAGCUGAUGAGGAAAAAGAGGCGGCAAAUCCUUGUGUUAUUUGCCUAGACACUAUCGCCGAGCCGUGUGUGGCACAGCCAUGCCAUCAUACGAACUUCGACUUUCUCUGCCUUGUCAGUUGGAUUGAGCAGCAACCCAAAUGUCCACUAUGUCAGAAUCCACAUAAACACACUUACUGCAGACUAAGCCUAGCUGACAAUAUAACAGGUAAAAUCGAGUUGACAGCAGUGCAAUACGAACUCAACGCCACACAAGGUCCGAAGUUAUACAAGCUCCCGCCCCCGAGCGCAGCAAUCCCGGCAGCUCCAGCCGCUGCUCGAUUGCGCCCUGGUAAUCGCUACGGCCCACGAGGGCGACGUCCUCCACCGCCGCCGCGACCACAGCCAGAUGACCCGCUCGAGCGCCGGCGCAAUGUCUAUCGCAACCAAACAUACUCCAUGCGAGUCGGAUCCAAUCGGUUGUCUCAGUAUCGAGAACUGACACCAGAGCUCUUUGCUCGUGAUGAGGGGCUCGUCUCCCGCGCUCGCAAGUGGAUCCGCCGUGAACUACGGGUCUUCUCUUUCCUGAACCCGGAACCGGAGGAAGUAGAGCGGACAUCUUACCAGGUCUCGCGCCCUGGGCCUCAACGGCUGGAGAGUCGCAGGGCAAAUAAUGCCGAGUUCUUGCUGGAAUAUGUCAUCGCUAUACUACGCACUGUCGAUCUCAAAGGCAGUGCUGGACAGGCGGAGGAUCUGUUGCGUGAUUUCAUCGGCCGCGAGAAUGCCUGUUUGUUCCUACAUGAAUUACAGGCGUGGCUGAGGAGCCCCUAUAAUUCUUUGGAGGACUGGGAUCGUCAUGUGCAGUACUCGAAUAGUCCGCGGAGUAUCAGAGGGUAUAGGGACUCUGACGGCUCAGCUCGUAGGUCGACUCCUGUGAGCUAUCGGAGUAGGCCGCAGAGGUCCGGGAGACCAUACAGGUCCAGGUCUCAAGAGGCCAUUGAUCGCUCCGGGCGGCUGCAACAGGCCCAACAGCGAUAUAAUCCUUAUUAG